GGGAAAAACGACGAGGCUUUAUUCCGUUGUUUGUGAUUUUUGACCCGUUUCUGACUGAGCUCGUCUCGUUCAUGUGGAAACAUUUGGCCGGCUGGACGAACACCGUCUCCGCCGGUUUUACGCACAGACCGGGAGGCGCCGCGGUGCGUAAAACCCACCAACAUGCGCUCCUCCUCGGAGAGUUUCUACAACAUCACCGGCCACAACUGCACCGAGAGGCUCAACUUCACUCAGCCGGAGACCGGAGCCUCCACCGGGAACCUCACCGGGAGCAGCAACGACACCGACCCGUUCGGGCGCAACGAGGAGGUGGCGAAGCUGGAGAUCACUGUGCUGAGCGUGGCGUUCCUGGCGGCGGUGCUGGGGAACCUGAGCGUGCUGCUGGCCAUGUACCGGACCCGCCGGAAGCCGUCCCGGAUGCACCUGUUCAUGAAGCACCUGAGCCUGGCCGACCUGGUGGUGGCCUUCUUCCAGGUGCUGCCGCAGCUCUGCUGGGAGAUCACCUUCCGCUUCUACGGCCCGGACUUCCUGUGCCGCAUCGUGAAGCACCUGCAGGUCCUGGGGAUGUUCGCCUCCACCUACAUGAUGGUGAUGAUGACCGUGGACCGCUACAUCGCCAUCUGCCACCCUCUGCAGACCCUCCAGCAGCCCACGCAGCGCGCCUACCUGAUGAUCGGCUCCACGUGGGCGGUCAGCCUGGUGCUCAGCAGCCCGCAGUACUUCAUCUUCUCCCUCAGCGAGGUCCAGCCGGGAUCCGCCGUCUACGACUGCUGGGGCCACUUCCUGGAGCCGUGGGGGCUGCGCGCAUACAUCACCUGGAUCACGGCCGGGAUCUUCCUCGUGCCCGUGGCCGUGCUCGUGUUCUGCUACGGGUUGAUCUGCAGGACGAUCUGGAGGAACCUCAAGUACAAAACCCGGAGGAAGAGCGCGGCGGCGGAGAGCAGCAGGGCGGGGAUCCUGGGCAGGAACUCGGUGAGCAGCGUGGGCACCAUCUCCAGAGCCAAGCUGCGCACCGUCAAGAUGACCUUCGUGAUCGUGGUGGCCUACGUGGUCUGCUGGGCGCCGUUCUUCACCGUGCAGAUGUGGUCGGUGUGGGACGAGACGUUCUCCUGGCACGACUCUGAGAACACGACGGUGACGCUGACUGCGCUGCUGGCUAGCCUCAACAGUUGCUGCAAUCCCUGGAUAUACAUGAUCUUCAGUGGCCACCUGCUGUCGGACUUCGCCGGCAGCCUGCCCUGCUGCCAAAGGCUCAGAAACAAGUUCCACUACCAGGAUUCGGACAGCAGCAUCCGGCGGACGACGCUGCUGUCCCGCCUUCAGGGUCCGAGGCUUUCAGAACCCUUCAGAGACCAAAAUCCAAAUCCCAAAAACUGUCUGCAGGCAACACCUGCCUCCUGACAACAUCUGAAGACUGGUCCAAGGAAGGUAUGAUCUCAUCUGAGGGUCACACACAUACACUGAGUGGAAAGAUUUACUUCAUGGCAAGCUUCAGUGUCGGUUUCAUACGAAAAAUUGAUUUAUUAACUGACAAGAUGAAGAGUUUGGGGUCAGAUGGCGUCAAAACAAAUCCAUUACCUUUAGAUAUUAAGAAAAAUGUCUUGUUCUUUCAUCAGUCCACAUUUCCUUGAUCCAGUUUAAGUCAGGACACUGGGGAAACCAAUCUGAAACCUUAGUCCUAGCCUGAUUCAACCAUUUCUUUGCCAUUUUUGAUGUGUGUUUGGGAUCCUUGCCUUGUUAGAACACGGAACUGCGUACGAGACAUGAUACUGCCACCACCGUGCUUGAUGGUAGAUUUGUUUAUUGGGGGUAAAGGCCUCCUUCUCACCUCCAACAUUUCUGGUCAUUGGAGCGAACAUCUGAAAACAGGAUGGAGUAAGGUAUGAUCUCAUGUGAGGGCCACACCAACACUUUGUUUUCUUUGGUCUGAUCCAGAGUGGAAAGGUUUCCUUCAUGGCAGUGUUUGUUGUUGGGCUCACAGGAAAAACAAGAUUUAUUAGCUCCUGAGGCUGACACGGUGGAAACUUUGAGGGUCAGACAGCAUCAAAACAAAACCAGUACCUUAAGCUGUUACAAAAAUAUUAAGAAAAAUGUCUGAAUGUCAGCGUCUGGCUUUCAUAAGCCAGUUUCUGUUUUUAUGUACUAUACUCUGGUGUUAGGGGGUUGUUUCCUGAACCACAGGAGUAAAAACAGACACUUCACAGAGACAAUAAAGUACAGGUAGGUAUGAAUAAUAUGAAUGCUUCAAAUACAUAAUUCUGUGUAUUUGCUUGAAGAGCUGGUAUCAAUUUUAAUGUCUAAAGUGAGUUUACAAGCUUAAAUUUUGAGAAUUGAGGAUAAAUCUGCUGUUAUUCUGGAUUCUUCUUAUCAAAAAGGACCUGUUAAGUUUAUUUCCAUAUUUGUAUUUUUAUCCUGAGACACCACUAGAGGAGCUUUGCGUGAUUCACAGUUGAAAAAAUAUCCUGAUUUAUCUUAAACCGGCCCUUUAUGCAGUUUCUGAGCAGUUUUCGCUCCUGUGUCUUUAAAGCCCCCCUUCCUACACUGGAAAAAAUGCCCCUCUCAAAACAAGAAAAAAAAAAAACUUAUUUGAAGGAAGUUUUACCUUGAAAUAAGUGAAAAAAUCUGCCAAUAGAACAAGUGAAAAAUGGCUUGGUAGGACUUCUUGAAAUAAGAUAUGAUAUUUAGAAUAUUGAGAUCUUAAAAUUAGCUGGGAAAACUUAUUUUAAGCUCUGUUUUACCAGGAUUGUCAAGCUUAGGUGUCUUAAAAUAAGCCAGACGUGCUUAAAAAAAAAAAAAUAGCAGUUUUUCACUCAAAAAUAGAUUUUUGCUUUCAUGUAACCUCCUAAUUUGAGAUAUAUUAACCCUCCUGCUGUCUUCAUUUACAAGCACCAAAAAAUAUAAUUUCUUUGUCUGAAAAAAAAUCCAAAAAUUCUGCCAAAAAAUUCCCCAAAUUUCUGAAAAUUUGCAGACCCUUUGGGAAGAAAAUUCCAAUAAUUCCUUAAAAGUUUCCCUUAACAGUUUUAUUAAAAAAAAAAAAUCCCUCAAAUUUGGCAAGAAAAUUCUUUUAAAUAUUUUCAAAAAAUGAGUACAAAUCUUCCAAAAAAUCUUAAAAAUAUCUAAAGUGAUUCCAUAUAUAUCAGUAAAACUUCUAAUAUUUUCUUUAAGAACAUUCACAUAAAAAUCACCCAAAAUCCUGUGAAAUUCGCUGGAUUUUGGUUGAUUUUUUACGUGAAUGUUCUUAAGAAACAUUUUUAACAUUUCUUGUUUUCUACCAAAAAAAUGUUCAAAGAUUUCCCAAAAUUUUUGAAAAUGUGGACAUCAGAAGUUUCACUGUGAAAAUAUAUUUUUUUUUCCCACAUUUUCAAACUUUAAAACGGGUCAGUUUGACCUGCAGGACGACACGACAGGGUUAAACUUAUUUUGAGUUUUCUUGUAAAAUUCAACUCAAAACAAGAUAAUUUCAAGAUUGUUUGACUUAACAAGAUAUUUAAGAUGCAUUGUCUUAAAACAAGUCCCUCCAUCUGCUGAAAUGUCUCUUGUUAAGUGAAUUUAUCUUAAAUCAAGUGGGGUGAGACAUUUUGACUAAAAAUAAGACAAAUAGACUUGGUAAGAUUUUGAGUUUUUGCAGUGAAGAAGCCUACUUUCAUCUGAUUGGCUAAAAUCUGGAAGCCUCCAGUCAGCGUUCGUAAGCAACUUGGAACAGACUACCGAAUGGAGAAAACAGUCAUUGGUGCUUCAUGUUUUUAUUGUACACGGAACAAAAAUAUAAACAAAACUUGCACAUUGUCUUGUCUGGCUUUAAGAUUAAGAUAAAAAUUGGAUUUAUUUCCAUCGUUCGAUACGCCCACCAUCCACCCCAACCUCCUCACGCUAAAUGGGGUGCUUUAAUCCUUUAAAAAAAUAAAAUUAAAUCUAGCCAGUGAUCCUGUUAAAUGCUAUAAAGUGAUAAUUUGUCUGCAUUUUGUAUCUAUGAGAUUAUUGUUGUAGGUUGCUGCUCCCCCUAAUGGACAAAACAAUAACUGCAACUGUAAUUUUUUUUUUUGUCUGACCAGUAAACAGAACUCUGGUUUACAGGUUUUGUUGUUUCUUUUUGUGUCCAGCACACGUCAAACUAUCCAAAUAUAUACAGUCGUGAACUAAAAUUUACAUACACAUGUAAAGAGUGACUCUUACAAUUCCAGAUUUUGAUUCUUUGUCAUACGUUUUGCUUCUUUUGUAGAUUUAUUGAAGGUCUUCUGGAAAUAUGACAAAAAUAUACAUACAACAACUUGAAUUAUCAGUUUUGUAAAAAGUUGUGUUAGUCAAAUUUUCUUAGCUUUGUGACCUCUUAACUUCUCGUAAAAGAUUGACUACAGCUGGUGACUCUUUAGUGUCAGCAGCUUUGUUCAUGACUGUAUAUAUUUAAAUUUUUUAUUUAUUUAAAGCUUAAUCAACCUCUGCACAUCACCGAACCAUGGCUAAUGGGUGAAGCUAAAGAAAAUACUCGUACCGUUAAAUGUAGACGCAUAAAUUAAUCAAUUUAUCUGCAUGAAUAUAUAGGGCAUUAAAUCAAAUUCAACAUUUUAUCGGCACAUUUUCAGGUGAUGUGUUUUCUUGUUUCUGUGAUAGUAAAUGUUUUUGUGCACUUAAUCAUAAGUAAAGAAAAAAAACAAUUAUGAAACUACAGCAGCACUUAAAACACUCUGAUUUCACGUAUUUGUAGCUUAUAAUCUGUUCAUAAUUUUGAGAGCUGUCUUCAUAUAAUAGUUUUGGUUGUAAACAAACUGUCGAUGCCGGCGUCCACACAGCAGGGGGCGCUGCAGAGACCUGCUAAAGAUGCAUUGUAAUUCUGUCACUACACUUUGAAAGGUACUUGCUUUAGUAUUGAUUAUUUUUUUUUAGUCAAUAAAUGUUAAAAAAAAAUAGUAAAAAAGUUUACAUAUUCAUAACAUAUUCAGUUUACUGAUGUAGAAGACAAAAAAACCCAACAAACAUUUACGUUUGCGGAGCUCAAACUGUAAAAUUAAACUCAUCAGAGUCUCUCCUGUAUCCACAGCACAGUGUUGUUAUUUUUGUUUGUAAGUUUUAUGUUUAAAGCUGUAAAUAUUUUCAGUCAUAAUCGUGUUAUAUUAAUGUGAUUUUAAAAAUGCUAUAUUUGAUGUACGUUAAUGGUAAUUAAAAGUGCACUUUGUUCAGUAUAAGUAACUUCAACCUUAUAAAUAUAGAUGUUUUGAAAUAUUGUUGAUUUUUUUUAAAAAUUAGAGUCUGUACUGGUGUCUGUAAAGAUGUUUUGUCAAUGUAACGUAUUCUGUCUUCUAUGUAUUGUUCUAAUAUAUGCUGCACAUGUAAAGGAAGAUAAAAGAUGUUUCUUGGGA
Molecule: messenger RNA, 5354 nt
Organism: Amphiprion ocellaris (clown anemonefish)
Lineage: Eukaryota; Metazoa; Chordata; Actinopteri; Pomacentridae
Product: arg8-vasotocin receptor-like
Exons: 2
Coding region: 163-1401 (412 amino acids)
Biological process (GO): positive regulation of vasoconstriction; regulation of systemic arterial blood pressure by vasopressin; G protein-coupled receptor signaling pathway
Cellular component (GO): membrane
Molecular function (GO): vasopressin receptor activity; peptide binding
Source: RefSeq, a predicted model, not a curated record